GUGUCAAAUGCAGAGGACGCCGUGAGUGCAUUAAAGCCAAUGAAGGAUGCAACCAUGCUGAUGUCAGAAGAGCGCAAUCCAACAGUUUCUCUCAUUGCCCCUAUAAAUGCACAACUUCUCCAGAGCAUGACAGACACGAUGGGAGACACACCCAUGAUCCAUGAGAUCAAGAAUUCUAUUAGAACAGAUCUCCAGAAGAGGUACAGCAGUGAGGCCGAGAAGAAGAUCCUUCAUACAGCCUCUGCACUGGAUCCUCGCUUUAAGGGACUGCCUUUCAUCCUCACAGAUGAAGAAAGAUUGGAGAUAUUUAAAGGAGUCACUGAGGAAGCUGCAUCCUUGGAGAUUACAUCAGAUGAGAGUGAGAGGACACAAGAGGAUCAUCAAGUGCCUAGAAGAAAACAAACUCUGGAAGAAGAGGACAGUUCACCCAUCGAAGACAACCAUUCUGAAUCUCCACCAUCUCCUCCCAAAAAGGCCAGAUCGCUGCUCGUGAGUUUGCUGGGACAGUCUUUCACUGACACUGAAGGUACAAUAGAACCCAAAAAGACCCCCUAUGCCAAGGCUGAAGAGGAAAUGGAAAACUAUUGUAAAGCCCCACCUCUGCCUCUCACUGAGGACCCUUUGAACUGGUGGCGUGAGCAUGAGGUCAUAUUUCCCCUCCUUUCUCGGCUGUCAAAGCAAUACUUGUGUAUCCCAGGUACAAGCGUGUCUGCAGAGCGGGUUUUCUCCACUGCAGGAGAUGUGGUAACUGCAAAAAGAAGCGCCCUCAAACCAGACCAUGUAGAUCAAUUGGUGUUCUUACAGAAAAAUCUACAUGUUCCCAAAUGCUGAGCAGU
This is a messenger RNA of Bufo gargarizans (Asiatic toad), 836 nucleotides long. RefSeq names its product E3 SUMO-protein ligase ZBED1-like. NCBI's taxonomy places the organism in Eukaryota, Metazoa, Chordata, Amphibia, Anura, Bufonidae. Gene Ontology annotation, molecular function: protein dimerization activity. Bases 40 to 831 code for a protein of 263 amino acids. The record is from RefSeq and is a predicted model, not a curated record. The transcript is spliced from 2 exons.